CAGCGCAGAUCACGUGACUCAAUGUUUUGCUCCGUCUACCAGGUGUCGACUUCUUCCACCUGCUGUCCGUCAAACCCGAGUACUUUCAUCACAUAUGGGCUAUGUAGAGGCAGCGAGGUGUUUUUAAUCACACACCGGACUCACUAGUGAACGUUACGUUAUUAAAACACAACGUUAAACUGACUGAAUUAACCUCAGUUUAGCCAGAAAGCAUCAAUAGCGGCGACUAUGGCGGCGGUCGACAGCUUUCAGUUGUUGUACAGAGAAAUUUCUCGGUCGUGCAGUUUUUAUUUGGAAACCCUGGCCCUGGUCGGGGCUCUGUACACGGCCAGCAGGGCGGUAAUCCUGCUCAGAGACUGCUGCACGCUGGUGAGGGUGCACUUUCUGCCGAGGAUGAUCCCCAGUAAGAGGCUGAGCCAAAGGUUUGGUGACUGGGCUGUCAUCUAUGGUGGAUCAGACCCUGUGGCCCGAGCCUACGCCGAGGAGCUGGCCCGGCACGGUAUCAGCAUCAUCUUUGUCACCCAGGACCACACGUCUGUCAGAGACACCGCCGCAUCCCUCUCCCAAAGCUACGGCGUGGAAACCGUUGUGGUGCUGGCUGACUUCUCUUUGGACCAGGCGGCCAGCAAACCCAUCAAAGAAGCCAUGCGGGGUAAAGACAUCGGCUUCCUGGUGAACUGCGUGGACGAGUCUUGGGUUUCCCCUCGGAGCCUGGUUGAGAUGCCCGAGCAGGGCCUGUUGGAUUUGGUGAAUAAGAACGUGGCGGUGGCUACGCUGAUGGCCCGGUUGGUGCUGCCGGGGAUGGUGGAGCGCUGCAGAGGAGCCGUGGUCAAUAUAUCCUCGGGGGCUUGCUGCAGACCCCUGCCUGGAAGAGUGACACUCACCGCCUCCACUGGCUACCUGGAUCAUUUCUCAAGAGCUCUUCACCUCGAGUACAGCGGCAAAGGGAUUUUUGUCCAGAGUCUGAUUCCUUUCCAGGUAGAUUUCCUUGAUAUGACCAUAGCAUCAAGUGGCCGACAACCAUUUUCAUCAAGACAGAGCUGGUUCGCGCCGAAGCCCGAGGUUUACGCUCACCACGCCAUCUCCACCCUGGGCGUCUCUAACAGGACCACCGGCUACUGGCCUCACACGCUGCAGUACGGACUGAUGAGAUGUAUCCCAGAGUGGAUUUGGGUUCUUGGAGCGCGUGUGCUCGUCAGUUCGAGCUAAGAGCUCAACCUCUCUGCUCCCUUCGCUGACAGACUGGACCCACUUACUGGAUCUUCUCGUUACUGGAGUCAGUGUAGACUGUUAGUUUCUUCCGCCAUCCGUGUAAAGUUGUUUAACUCUCAGGCUCUGUCGAGGUUGGUAGUUCAGAGAUUUUAUUCGAAUGAUAUGGUACCACUUUCGAGGGAAGUUGCAGUGGAAUUCGCCUGAAAUAAUGAAUGAAUAUAUAUAUAAGGAUUACUAUAGUGUGACGUAUAACCUGACGUAUACACGUCUUUUGACAUUGGAAACUGGGUUUGGCUUUGAGAUUGUAAGGUCGUUAAUGAUUAUUGGAGCAUAAUAAUCAUUUGGUUUGGUGCCUGGACUUGAUGCUUGAUAAGAUGUUUCCACUCAGAUGGUGGCCAACGUGGAUCAUAAAGGCCUGGUUCAUAAAAAUAUAGAAAAAACAAUAGAAUGUAGAAUUUAUUUUUCUGUUUGUUCAAACAAGUUGCACACAGUAUAGACGUACAGGUGAGAUCAAAAAAAUAAAAUCAUGAGGCAAAGUAAGAAAUCCAGUAAACAAACACAUAAAUAUAAAUAUAGGUAAUAAAUGCUGAUAUUCUAACCUAACCUGUAUCCUGUAGCGAUUCUGUCCUAAAGGAUUUGGGUUAUAAAUGCUCUCUGUGCUUAUUGUGUGCUGACAUUUGACUUUCCAGUUCAUUCUGGUUGUACCUGCUUUCUACCAUCACUGUGGGACCACACCUGCAAUAUACGGCACACACUCAAAGAGCAAAACAUCAUUAAGUUAAACAGACAGAUAGGAUCAUUCUUCUAAACCUAUUUAUAUUUGAGUGAGCAAAAGCUGCGGAUAUGUAACAUUAAAUUACUUCCAAGUACUAUAAGGAGUUUUUAACUUUGUGUGAAACAAUCUUAAUUUAAUACUGACGCCUCUGUAUGACCUGCAUAAAGACCAUCAGGGAGAAGAUUGGCUGUUUCUUUAUAGUUAUUCGUAAUUUCUGCCACCAGGUCGGAUUCAGAUGGUCCCGAGGUUGUAGAAACACUACCGCUUUUGUCCACAGGGGUCAUCAUAAUCAAGAAAGUGAAAGGUCCGUGUAGCUGCUUGAAGUGUAUUUUUGCAAUACUAUAACUAAAAAUAUGUUAAUUAAAGGUGGAAAGGACACAUUUAACUCUAAAUUGUGACCAAAGAAAGCAUAAAUCUGAAUAUAUUCUUGCAAUGUGAAUAUGCCUUUAGCUUAUUUGGCUUGCCAGUGAGGUUUUAUAGUGUUUUACAGCAAAUAAGUGCGGUGGUGAAUGUGGAACGAUAGUUUUAGGUGGAUGUGGUGUCUUUGCUCCGAGUACAAGGUUCAUGCAUCUCCAGGAGUGAAUUUGAAAUGCACUGAAAGAGUGAGAGUGUGAUGUUUUACUGAGAAACUAUAUUUGAGUAUAUGUAGAUAUUGCUCCAAAAUGAGUAUUUAUAUUUAAAAUGUGCAGACAUUCAGGUAUAUUGUGUUGAGUUGUUGCUUACACAUACAGUACAGUAUAUACAAGUGUUGACUUAAAUAUGAUAAUGUCUCACCAUAGCACAAACUUAGACCAAUAAAACUCUUCCUCCAUC
Molecule: messenger RNA, 2800 nt
Organism: Morone saxatilis (striped sea-bass)
Lineage: Eukaryota; Metazoa; Chordata; Actinopteri; Moronidae
Gene: hsdl1
Product: hydroxysteroid dehydrogenase like 1
Exons: 5
Coding region: 229-1209 (326 amino acids)
Cellular component (GO): mitochondrion
Source: RefSeq, a predicted model, not a curated record